Molecule: messenger RNA, 1006 nt
Organism: Zymoseptoria tritici IPO323
Lineage: Eukaryota; Fungi; Ascomycota; Dothideomycetes; Mycosphaerellales; Mycosphaerellaceae
Exons: 4
Coding region: 94-861 (255 amino acids)
Biological process (GO): Golgi to plasma membrane protein transport; regulation of exocytosis
Cellular component (GO): cortical endoplasmic reticulum; cytosol; plasma membrane
Molecular function (GO): phosphatidylinositol transfer activity
Source: RefSeq, a predicted model, not a curated record
UGGGCGAACCUCUCGAAGGACCACAAGCUGUAUCAGUUCGCUCAAGCACUUGCCGGUGAAGAUGGCAUACUGCACACCGCUGGACACAACGAGAUGUACGGCGUGGAGCUCGUUGCUCCAUCUCCCUCCCCACACACCACCUUGAUUAUCCUGCAGAAGUUCCUUCGCGCGAAUGACGAGGAUCUGGAGAAAGCGAAGGUUCAGCUGAGCGAAGCGUUGAAGUGGAGAAAGGAGUAUCAGCCGCUCAAAGCAAGAGACGAGGUGUUUGAUGGCGACAAGUUCAAAGGAUUGGGGUUCGUGACCAAAGUUCGAGGAGCUACAGAGACGAAGAACGAGGAGGAUGUCGUGGCCAUCAACGUCUACGGUGCCGCGGCGAAGGACUCGAAGAAAGUAUUUGGCGACACAGAUGCGUUCGUCCGCUGGCGCGUUGCUCAGAUGGAGAUCACGCUCGCCGAGUUGAAAUUGAACGAGGCAACCAAAACGAUCCCAGAUUACGGCAAGGGUCCCGAUCCGUACACAGCCAUUAACGUCCACGACUACCUUUCCGUCUCCUUCUUCCGCCAACCCGCCGAGAUCAAAGCAUCCUCAAGCAAGAUCAUCGACCUCUUCCAGAAAUACUACCCCGAAACCGUCAGCUACAAGUACUUCGUCAACGUCCCUCUCGUCAUGCAAUGGAUGAUGGGCGCCAUGAAAGCCCUCAUGUCCAAAGACAGCAUCCAACGCAUGACAUGGAUGACCUACGGCUCGGAGCUACACACAUGCCUUGGGAAGGACUUGCCAUCACAAUACGGUGGCUCUGGUCCCGCGCUGGAAGAGACUGCCCUGACGCCGAAGUACGCCGAGACUGCUGCUGCCGCUUAGGAAGCGCCAGUGGAUCGAUCCCCGACUACAGCGCCAGCGCGGACGGCGGACGAGUCAGCUGUUGGUCGGCUGGCGAGCGAGCUGGUCGAGGAUAUGGCGGGUGGGAGGAGUGCGUUGUGGAGGCCAUUGGAGGCUUCCCUUCGUG